GCCCGUGUCGUGUGUCCUGAAGCCGAGGUGAAGGUGAACCGGGUCCGUCUCUGAUUCUCUGGCCGCCGCUGGAAGCUCCACGUCCCGUCAGCUCCUCCCGCACCGCUCCUGAACCAUGUCCGUCUUCAGCGACGUCCCGCAGGCCCCGCCGGUGGCCGUCUUCAAGCUGACGGCCGACUUCAGAGAGGACAGCCACCCUCAGAAGGUGAACCUGGGAGUCGGAGCUUACCGUACCGACGACUGCCUGCCCUGGGUGCUGCCGGUGGUGAAGAAGGUGGAGCGGCUGAUCGUGGAGGACGGCAGCCUGAACCACGAGUACCUCCCCAUCCUGGGCCUGCCCGAGUUCCGCUCCGCCGCCUCCAAGGUCGCCCUGGGAGACGACAGCGCCGCCAUCAAGGACAACCGGGUGGGAGCAGUCCAGGCUCUGGGCGGGACCGGGGCCCUGAGGGUCGGCGCAGACUUCCUGCGGCGGUGGUACAACGGCGUCAACAACACGGCCACGCCCGUCUACGUGUCGGCGCCCACCUGGGAGAACCACAACGGCGUGUUCGCCGACGCCGGCUUCAAAGACAUCCGGCCGUACCGCUACUGGGACGCCGCCAAGCGAGGCCUGGACCUCGCCGGGAUCAUGGACGACCUGGAGAACGCUCCGGAACACUCCAUCUUCGUCCUUCACGCCUGCGCACACAACCCCACCGGCACCGACCCCACCCAGGAGGAGUGGAAGAAGAUCGCAGAGGUCAUGAAGAGGAGGAACCUCUUUGUGUUCUUCGACUCGGCGUACCAGGGCUUCGCCUCCGGCAGCCUGGAUAAAGACGCCUGGGCGAUCCGCUUCUUCGUGUCGGAGGGCUUCGAGCUCUUCGUGGCUCAGUCCUUCUCCAAGAACUUCGGCCUCUACAACGAGAGGGUGGGGAACCUGACGGUGGUCGCCCGGGACAACGAGAACCUGACCCGCAUCCUGUCCCAGAUGGAGAAGAUCGUGAGGACCACCUGGUCCAACCCCCCGUCUCAGGGGGCGCGCGUCGUCAGCAAGACCCUCAACUGUCCCGAGCUCUUCGCGGAGUGGAAGGAUAACGUGAAGACCAUGGCGGACCGCGUCCUGCUGAUGAGGGACCAGCUGAAAGCCAAGCUGCAGGCUCUGGGCACCCCGGGCACCUGGGACCACAUCACCCAGCAGAUCGGCAUGUUCAGCUUCACCGGCCUGAACCCCAAGCAGGUGGAGUACAUGAUCCGGGAGCGCCACGUCUACCUGAUGGCCAGCGGCCGCAUCAACAUGUGCGGCCUCACCUCCAAAAACAUCGACUACGUGGCGCAGUCCAUCCACGAGGCCGUCACCAAAGUCCAGUGAAGGCCGGUCCCGCCCCCCCUCCCCGUCUCCCCCUCCCCCUCCCCGUCCCCGUCCUCCCUCUGCUGGAACCACAGCGUUUGGACCGGAGGGAGGACCGAGUCUCUGUCCUCAUGGAAGUUUCUGGGAGGUGCAAUGUUUCUGAGGAGACUCCUGAACGCACACCGCCGGUCACAUCCGGCCUCAGAGAGCAUAUUUUAUCCUGUGGCUUCCCAUCCCGUGCUGCCUUUUUUUAGUUCCAGUCAUUUGUGGUCACAUCCGAGUCUCCAUAUUGAUCAGGACGGGUUUAUUGCAUUGAUAAUGCUCCUCCUUACCCCCCUGUAGGCUCUCCAGACGGGUCUGAAGCACAUUUCAAUCUUAUUUUUAAUGUUUUUAGAGGGACGUGUGGAUGGUCUGCAGGGGAUAUAUUCAAUCAGCCAAAUGAGCUUCGGCCGCUAAAGUAGCCCCGUUAGCUAGCCCGCUAAAACCACUGAAGUGACUUAAAUUGCCAAACUGCACGAAGUGGUGCAAACAUCCGAAAGAGCUCAAAACCCUGAAAAAGUGCUAAAUUACUUUUAGCGGCUAAAACACCUGAAACUGCCGAAGCAGCUGAAUUGGCCUUAACGGGAAUAAAAUGUGUGUUUUUCCUCUGCUUUACCUUCAUUUGAAUGGUUAAAUAUGUUCUGCUGCUCCAGGUCAAGUGUAUUUAUUGUGAAGUGGUGAAAACUCCCGAUGUAGAACAAACCAGGCACUCCAGUAAUCCCUCGGUCGGGCGAUGCUGUGAUCUGAAUGUUUCCGGCCGAAGCCGAGUGUUUUUCCAUCGAUGCUCACCGUCUCUGCCACGGCCGCCCGACAAAGGUCACUUGAAGGUUAAACGCACGUGCCUCGUGUCCAGAGUGUUUCCUCGCAGCCGGGUUAAAGGUCGUGUCAGAGGGCGGAUGUCGUCGGCGUGGCAGCCUCUCCCCUCACAGCUGGAAAUAAACCUUCACCACUGAAA
Salarias fasciatus (jewelled blenny) is the source of this 2321-nucleotide messenger RNA. RefSeq names its product aspartate aminotransferase, cytoplasmic-like. Gene Ontology annotation, cellular component: cytosol. Bases 116 to 1348 code for a protein of 410 amino acids. Lineage: Eukaryota; Metazoa; Chordata; Actinopteri; Blenniiformes; Blenniidae. The transcript has 9 exons. The record is from RefSeq and is a predicted model, not a curated record. Gene Ontology annotation, molecular function: L-aspartate:2-oxoglutarate transaminase activity; pyridoxal phosphate binding. Gene Ontology annotation, biological process: L-aspartate biosynthetic process.